AUGCGCUUAAGUGGCCAUCUCUCACCGUCCAAUGGCUCCCAUCACCCCCCAUCCGAUAAUGGUCCUCAUACUAUACACAAAUUGAUACUGGGGACCCAUACCUCUGAUGAAUUUCCGAAUUUUCUCAUGGUUGCCCAUGCCUACGUCCCCCGCCGUGCCUUUGAAAUGGAAACCGAUAAUUCCAACAUUCCUAAGUUCCUCACCCUUCAGCUUCUGCUGGUUCAAUUGGUUUCAAUAUCUAGGAUUGUUCUGUUGAUUUCAGUUGAUCUUUGGUUGUGGAAACCUGACUAUAUUGUUGCUUUGGAAUCCUUUGGAAUAGUGAAGAGUCCUAACUAUAUUGUUCCUUUAGCCAUGUGA
This is a messenger RNA of Fraxinus pennsylvanica, 357 nucleotides long. Lineage: Eukaryota; Viridiplantae; Streptophyta; Magnoliopsida; Lamiales; Oleaceae. The record is from the annotation of a GenBank genome assembly.